AAGGGGGAGUAUGUGAACUGUAUCCUGAGUUGCAGUCCUGUGCCUGCAUUCCUCUCAUCUAGGAUUAACGUUAGCUUGAAAGGGGGGGGGGGAAUCAUAAAUAAUAAUAGACGCAGAUUGGAAUACGGCGCUGAAGCAUCUGUUUUCAAUCAGGACUGACGUUUUAAAAGGCGUUAUAUCCCUGGAUGAUCGCGGAACUGGAUCUGUUUUUGUUUUGUUUUACGUGAAGCGCCUAUAUAAAGGAGACACAAACGAGAGGAAAGUAAACCGAUACGUCGUUUUUAAUUCGCGUUAAACAGGAAAACAAGAUGGCUGAUGAGCGAUAACAAGGGCCAAACGAUAUCCUCUCAUUUAAGAGCAACAAAGGUAUCUGGCUUUAACACAUAAAUAUUUUUUGCUUCGAUUUCGCUUCGUCAAGAUAAAAUACACGACAUCGGGCUCUAAAAAUGAAUGCAAUCCGUGUCUGGUAAGUGCGGCCAGGUAAACAUCAGGCGAAACAUGGACCGGGAUCAGGUUGAGGAUCAUUCUGUAAUGUUUAUCCAACACAGAUAGAGAAUAUCUUUGAUAAUGAUAAAAUCGCAGCUCUUUGUGGUUUAAUUGCACGAGAGCAUGUUGCCAUGCAUGUAUACGCGUCAAUUGCAUGUUCAUUCAAAGUCGUGUCACUAUAAUAGAUAAAAAAUAGUCUUUCUAGUUCUACCGGCUGCCUCUCUUGUAGUUGCAGGAGACAUAAAUCCUAUCGAUAUAGUGUUACACGGGCAGCACAGAGGCUCAGGUCUACUUUAUUAUAUUCCAGCAGGGCAGAUGUCAUGUGCACAAAUCAAACGCGUGAUCGACUGCUUCAGUGAGCGACUCUACAGCUGCUUCGAGGACUUGUGGCGUCACCCUUUUCCUGUUUAAACUCUGAACAUUACUACAUGCUUCCGACGAUAAGACAUUUUCAUGUUGAUUUAACUGAUCUUAUCUUGACUGACACUGGACAUUAGACGAUGUAGUAUCCUUUAACUAGUAGUUUAGUUAUCUUUUAGCGGAUAGUUGGGCAUCUGUCACUGAUACAUCUAUCUCGGGUUUGAUUUGGGUGCCCAAUAAAAGAUAUUUACAGAUCGUCGAAGUUUCUCUCGUUCUUAAAAAGAACCCUGAACGUCUGAAGAUUCCUUCUUUCACGCCCGUCUGUGGUAUUUGAUUUCUGACGAACUGUGCCAGGAGCAGAAACGCUCCCUUGGCAUUUUUGGGUCUGAUCUGCAGCUGUUUCUCUGGGGCUUCUGUGCUCGUAUGGUCUUCAUCUACUGAGCUAACACUUGGAUCUACAUGAAGGAGUCACGAGAAUGAGCAUAACUUUGUGGGACGGUGCUAGAGCUUGAUAUUUGCCAACUCAAAACUGGAUGUCUGAUCAACUGGUUGAGAUGGCUGAGAACUGGUGGAACUGCUUCGAGGAGGAGCUCAUUUGUCCCAUUUGUUUGCAUGUGUUCGUGGAGCCCGUGCAGCUGCCGUGCAAACACAACUUCUGCCGGGGCUGCAUCAGCGAGGCCUGGGCCAAAGACACGGCCAGUGUGCGCUGCCCGGAGUGCAACCAUGCAUACAACCAGAAACCCAACCUGGAGAAUAACAUCAAACUGACUAAUAUUGUAGAAAAGUUUAACGCGCUGAACGUCGAGAAAGCUCCGGCCGUGUUGCAUUGCAUUCUGUGCAGGCGAGGGCCUCCUCUUCAAGCGCAGAAAGUGUGUCUUCGUUGUAAUACACCGUGUUGCCAGUCUCACAUCCAGACGCAUCUCCAGCAGCCCUGCCCCGCUCCUGGACACCUCCUGGUGGGGGUUGAGGAGGUGCAGGCCUGGAGCUGCUCGCACCAUGAUGAGUACAGACUCUAUCACUGCGAUGUGGAACAGGUGGCGGUCUGCCAGUACUGCUGUUUCUCCAGAUGUGCGCCCAAACACGGCCAAGCGGUGUGCGACGUGGAAGUGCGACGCAAUGACAUCAGGCACAUGCUAAUGAAGCAGCAGGAUCGCAUUGACGAUAGAGUGAAAGACAUCGAGGAGCAGCUGUAUAAGUUGGAGUCUGACAAACUCCUGGUGGAGGAUAAGGUCCAGCAGCUGAAGAAGGAGGUGCGUGUGCAGUAUCACAAAAUGCACCAGCUCUUAGAAGAUGACCUGGGGAGAACUCUAGAGGUGCUGGAUAAAGCACACUCCAAAUACUGCCAGGAGAACUCGACCCAAACCCUGCACCUCAGUGAGCGCCGUCAGGAGGCCAAGAAACUGCUCAGCUCUGUCCAAGUUGUGUUUGACAAGGCAGAGGAUAUUAACAUUAUGAAGAACACAAAACCAGUGAAAAUACUCAUGGACAGAUCACAGUCAAGCACAGGCAGUGUUCUGCCUCCUUGCAAAGUGGGUCAUCUUAAUUCCAAAAUAUUCCUGUCUGAAGUCUCAAAAAAGGAAAAGAACUUGAGAAAAAUACUGGAAGCACCAUUCAGUACUCCUGCGCACUUCCUCCAGAGCAUUUCUGUCCACCCCUCCAGUGUGAAUACCUCUGGGGGGGAGAAACGCAAACACCCCACGGCCUUCCCUGAAAGCAGCACCAGCCUGCUGGAGUCCUCGUCAGGCCCCAUGAGCAAACAGCAGUUCCUGGGUCAAGGCUCCACCUCCACAGAGGGGGCAACGUCGCAGCCGCCCAUGGUUCCCUGUAGCUCCACCCAGCACAUUGUAGGCCUCAGCAGUAGCAGCAGUGCCCAGUCUGUCCAUCAUUCCAGUUCAGUUUUUACUCCUGCUGACUACCCCAACCCCAGCUCUUCCCAGCAGGCCCUGCUGCCGCAGUACGGUGGCCGUAAGAUUCUCAUGUGCACGAUGGACAACUGCUACUGCUCUAGUGUCCCCUCCAUAUCGAACCACCGUGGCCAUCCUCCCUACCCACGCUCGGGAUCUUUCCCUUGGACACAGGACUACACCCACCCCCUGCCCUCCACGCCCUCAAUGUCCCAGCCUCUCCAGGGGCUCUCCAUGCAUGACUGGAUCGAUGCCUCACAGAGCCACAGGCACCCUGAUUUCUAUGGAUUAUACGGCCAAUCUUCCACUAAACCAUACAUCACCAGUUAACUUCCACUGCAUCUCUGGUUUAUCUCCAAUAACUCGCCCAUUUCCUUAAGGUUCGGUCACAUUUGCGAAAUUUUGAGUGCAAAAACAAGUCCAUUGUCAAUUGCAUAGAGAUGUAUGAAGCACAGCUCGCACAGAAGUCCGUUUCAAACCAGGCGAAUCUGCAUGACCAACUUGAGCGAAAUCUGUUUGUGGAAUUUUUUUUUGCCCUUGAGCGAAAUUCCCAAUUGCGUGGAUUCCUAUUGCAAAGACUGGAUUUUGCCUGCAAAAUUUUGCCAAACAACGGCAAAUGUGACCGCACCUUUAGACCUUUUUUCCUGCCUGUCUUUCAAAAUCAGGAUUGUUACCAUCACAAUCAAAAGGACAGCACUUUUUAGCAUGCAAUGCAAACACUGAUCUCUUCCAACUUAAGCAUUAACACCUUUUCUGUCCUGGUGUAAAACAUGAGGGAAUCUUUCUUUUAGAAAUGUGUAGGUGGAGUUUUUAAAAUUUCAAACAGAUUUUGGAUCAACUGCACAGAGUUCUGACCCAGAGCAGAUAAUGAUCGCUUGUAAAUGGAGUUAGUUUUAACUCGUUUCACCUCCCCUCUUCCUAUUAUUAGGGCAUCUGGAAUCUGGUUG
Carassius carassius (crucian carp) is the source of this 3697-nucleotide messenger RNA. Its product is annotated as E3 ubiquitin-protein ligase TRIM8-like. Lineage: Eukaryota; Metazoa; Chordata; Actinopteri; Cypriniformes; Cyprinidae. The coding region runs from base 1380 to 3080 and encodes 566 amino acids. The record is from RefSeq and is a predicted model, not a curated record. The transcript has 7 exons.